Messenger RNA from Triplophysa dalaica, 2987 nucleotides. RefSeq names its product ras homolog family member Ua (gene rhoua). The transcript has 3 exons. Gene Ontology annotation, molecular function: GTP binding; GTPase activity. Gene Ontology annotation, biological process: small GTPase-mediated signal transduction. The record is from RefSeq and is a predicted model, not a curated record. The coding region runs from base 325 to 1086 and encodes 253 amino acids. Lineage: Eukaryota; Metazoa; Chordata; Actinopteri; Cypriniformes; Nemacheilidae.
GCCGUAGUAUUUGGGAGUAAAGUGCUCAGAUCAGUUUAGAGAGGGCGGAGAAGGGCUCGCCUCAUGAUAGCAUAACGUCAGUGAACGUGUGAACGUCGUGUUUAUUUUUGUUUCAGGGUUAACGUUACUUUGUUUAUUUAUGCAGAAGUACGAUUUCCUUAUUUGAAAUGUAGCUUUUAGGGGAUUUAUUCCUCCUUCUCUCUCUCUGAAUGGAAACCGCAGUGAAACGGGAGACUGGUACUCCACUCUCUCAUUCACAAAUGAGAAGUCAGAUGGGUCGCUGUGACUUGAGGUAAAACUCCUGAAAAGUCCCCAUUUCCAGCGAUGCCUCCGCAGGGAGCUGGAGAAUAUAAGGCUGUUCCAGGGAUGGUUGUACCGCCGGUACCCCCGAGAAGAUUGCGGAGCAGAGAUUUAUCAUCCGCGGUGAAGAGUCGCUUCGGGUCGGCAGCUGAGCGCAGGGUGAAGUGCGUGCUGGUCGGUGAUGGUGCAGUGGGUAAAACUAGUCUCAUUGUGAGCUAUACCACCAAUGGAUAUCCGACCGAGUACGUGCCAACAGCUUUUGAUAAUUUUGCAGCGGUUGUAGCUGUGGAUGGCAAGCCUGUUAAACUUCAACUUUGUGACACAGCCGGACAGGAUGAGUUUGAUAAGCUACGACCGCUGUGCUACACCAACGCUGACGUCUUCCUGCUUUGCUUCAGCGUUGUAAGUCCCUCCUCUUUCCAGAAUGUGAGAGAGAAGUGGGUGCCCGAGAUCCGUCGGCACUGCCCGAAGGCCCCCGUCCUUCUGGUUGGCACCCAAGCCGACCUUCGCCAAGACGUCAAAGUGCUCAUCCAGCUGGCCAAAUAUAAAGAGCGCCCCGUGGACCCCCAAGAAGCCCUCUCUUGCGCCGAGGAAGUGCAGGUCGUGUCUUACAUGGAGUGCUCAGCGCUCACCCAGAAAAAUCUUAAGGAGGUGUUUGAUGCGGCCAUAGUGGCCAGCAUCCAGUACUCUGACAGCCAGCAGCAGAAAAAGAUGAAGAAGCGUACGCCUGACAAAAUGAGGACGCUCUCCAAGUCCUGGUGGAAGAAAUACUGCUGUCUGGCAUAGAGAGGAAAAUGGGAUUGUGUGUGUGGAUGCGGUUUAACUGGAAGUGGCAUUUUUGGAACAAAAUCGAAACGAAACUAUCUGCUUCACGCUACAUUGUCAGUGGAUUAACUGGACCAGAGAUGGUCAAAUGAACAGUUGGGGCAAAAGUCAUCUGGCUUUCUUUACCUUAUCUCCUGUUGAGGAGGGUUUCAAAGUGGAUUAAUGAGCUGUUGCGAUAUGAAACAUCUAGUUCGACUCACAGUCACCACAGAAUCUCUCCCCUCCAUUUAGGCAAGUUAGCCUAAAGUAAACAUUAACCUGUUGGGGAAUCUCAUCAUUCUUUGUUGGUGCUUUAAAUUAAGUCUCAACAAACGUGAUAACAAAGGUUAUCUUUUUUUCUUGGUGGAAAAAUGAUCAAGACCUUAAAUCUGAGAUAUAGUUAAGUGUUACGUUAUGUAUUUGUCAGAACCUUAAGUGCGAUCCAGAAUAUAACCAGAUCUUUGGGCACAUUAUCAUCAUCAAUGACGUUUGCCUUGUUGUGAUGUGAGAGUGAAUGAUGGUCCAUUUCAGAGACACCAGGAUGCUGGCACAUCUCAACAGACUCUAUUGUUUACUUUUGGAGAUGUCCAGACUCAAACAUGCUGUGAGGUCAAGGCCUUUGUGAGUGUGUGUAAACCAGCUGGACUGUAUAUCUGGUCAUUGAACAUGGGGCUGCAUCAGUAACACAAUGUUUUGAUUGGAGCGCUGUCAUGAAGGAUCUGUUGUCAGAUCCUCUUAACUAUUCCUAGAUUUAUGUCGGUCAUUUAAAAUAGUUACUAGUACUUUAGUGUCCAGCACAGAUUCCUGAGCCAAGAUUUUGAACAGAAAAAUAUAGAACCUAAUUGCUUUCCAUAUUAGAGGGAAUUAAAUAUUUGUUUGUGAAAUUAUCACAACCAAAUUCCUCAUAACAAUGCAAUUUAGGGCACAUUUUAACUUUUCUAAUUCUAUCAUCUCAGUGUAUUUGUCACCUAAAGAAUGUGAUCCCGACCACGAUAUGCUCUGAUAAGCAUUGUCUUAUCAUUAAAGAAAGUCUAUGUGUGUUAUUGUCCUUGUGCAAACUACACUUAUAAUCAAACUUCCACAUCAGAUGAACUGUAAAAGUCACCUGCUGCUAUGCGAUACUGUAUGUGAACCAAUGUACACAUACUGUGCAUGACACGAUAAAGUGAAUAACAUGGUAAAGAAAAGUUAAUGUGUAACUGAGUAUGAUGUACUGGAUGUUGAAGGACGUCACCAGUGUCGAAUAUAAAGCGCAGAAUAAAGUGAGAACGAAUUCAAGAUGAUUGCACAUACGUUCACCACGUCAGAAUCGAGCGAGGCGAUGAAAGUGUUAAUGAAAGGAAGUUGGUGGCUCUCAGCAAGUGUACGGCGAUGCAAACAGCAAGUGUUGAAAGGUUUGUAUAGCGAGAGUUGUAGUCCAAAUUAAACAAUCAUACUGAUUUAAGCAUUUUGCUAAAAAGAAAACAGCUAUGUGUGAAUGUGAGGUUGUUUCAUACUGUAAACAUUGUACAUUAUACUCAAUCAUUUAUUUAGAAUUGUAUAUGCGGUGUUUCAUAUAAUGGGAAUCUCAUAAUUUAAACAACGGCCUUAUACGUUCGGACUGACCAAAGCAUGAGAGACACAACGCUGUGUACUUUCAUGGCUGCAAGAUCAAUUUCUAGGUUUUUGACAAGUAGCCAGACGUUGACUUUAAACACAUGCUUUGUGUUUAUUCACUGCUUUGUUUUGCACGUGAGUUUUAUUGCAGUGCUGUUUAUUUACUUUGUGAGUGAACUCCUUGCUGAAGUGUCCCUCCAGACGGAACUCUUCAGGAUCUGACAUGUAAUUACACAGACCUGCUUGUAGAUUGUUAUCUUUCUCAGAAUAAAUAUACUUUUCGUGUA